GAGAGCAGCCAGAGCCCAGACACAAAGAAGCGCCAGAGGCUUGGAGUACAGCUGUGUGUGUGAGAGAGUUGCUGAUCGUAUCAAAUAGGUCAAAGAGCUACAGUCUCAGAGAUAUACAGUCUCGUUAGAUCUGCAAUUCCAUCGAGUCGGCGGUAACACUGCGAAGGGACCCAUGCGUUUUUAUAAUAUGUCGACGAACUUACUGUUGGUUCCAAUCCCGGAGUCAUGCGACAACGCGAUGAACAGAGACAUCAAGAUCGCAGUUUUAGGGUCAAGCACUGUUGGGAAAACAGCAUUGAUUGUCCGGUUCUUAACAAAGCGGUUUAUUGGGGACUAUGAAUCAAAUACAGGAAAUCUUUAUUCAAGACUGGUUCAUAUUGAAGGCGAACAGCUUUCACUGCAAGUGCAAGACACUCCUUGUGUUCAGGUUCAAGGAGAAUGUCCACGUUUUCCUGACCUUGUCUCCAGGUGCAUUCACUGGGCUGAGGGAUUUAUCUUGGUGUAUUCAAUAACUGACUACAAUAGUUACAAACUGAUUCGACCCCUGUACCAGCAUAUACGUAAAAUAUAUCCUGAUACAAAAGUUCCUGUGGUCAUUGUUGCUAAUAAGAGUGACCUAUUGCAUGCCAGACAAGUUCAGACCAAUGAUGGGAUCCAAUUAGCAAAUGAACUUGGUACAACAUUCUUAGAAAUCUCUACCAGAGAAAACUAUGAGGAUGUGUAUGAUGUUUUCCAACAUGCCUACAAAGAGGUGAGCAAGCUGCAUAUGAACAAUAAUGGAGAAAAACGAAGAGGAUCAAUUAUUCCUCGACCCAAGUCACCUAAUAUGCAAGAUUUAAAACGACGCUUCAAACAAGCCCUCUCUUCCAAAGUGAAAUCUGGUGCCACUUUAUGACGUGGAUAUUAAAACGAUCAAGCCCAGUGGAUGACAAGCAGAAUUGCACAGUAUUAGUACGACUUCUGUAAAUGGUGCCUUUUACCUCCAGCAAAAUUAUAAAAGUAGCUUUAAAUGAUGACGGUGCAAAUGUUGGUUCUUGCGGUGAUUGACUAUGGAGCCGGAUUUAGUUGAGGGCAAACGAAUAUCUCUUUACUUGCUAAUGCUCAUAUAAUUUAUGCUGCUACAGUGUAGCAAUGCACUGCUUGUGAGUGUCUAUGUUGAACCUUGAAAAGAUAGCUGAAUAGCAUUUCUAAUGUUGCCAAUAAUGGCUGUUCACAAUGUGUAAUGGAGUGUAUUCGUUGUACAGUGCAGCUGUAUUGAAUCUUGCAAUACAUUGUGAAGUGAGUGAAAAUGUGGCAUGGACCAGGGACAACAGAACAGUCACAAAGAUUUAAAACCUGCUACAGAUUUUGGGUGAUUGCAGUGUAAGUGAGGCAAAUUAUAUAAGAGACAGAUGUGCAGAUCAGGUGAAAGAGGUCGCCAUAGUCUCCGUUGCCAUUAUGAAGUUGCGACUAGCCACUGGAAUUUUCUGAUUUGUGGAUUCCAGUUUAAGAAAAUGUAAUUAUUUGUCCAUUCUAGUGUAUAGAUUUUGAGAAUUAUACAAAACAUUACUGUCAAUCAUUUUUGUGUAAUGAGUUUGUAAUUAUCCUGUAUUUUAUUGAUUGAACCACAAUGCUAUAUUUGCUGGAGAUAAUUCUUUUUACUGUAUUUUAUACAAACAAUGAUUAGUUAUUCCUGUGACCCAAUGAAAAAUGUGCUCAUUUCUAUAUUACUAUAAAGACAUUUGUACAAUGUUUCUAGAUUUAUACUAAUUCAGGAACAUAUUAGAAAUUCACUCAUCUACAAGGAUACUUUUUUUGACAGGAGUAAAAGUAUUGAUUUUAAAGUAUUGAAUUAUGAUAAACAAAUUAGAACAGGUUAUUUGACAAAUUGCAGUGUGAGUUCAGUAUUUUUCGAUAAUUGCUGAAAAAUACCUGUUAGACAUCAGGGGCUGUGGCCAUCUCUUGGUAUGCUUGACAUUGGUCCAUCAGCAUUUUAAGAAAUAUCCAUAGGCUGGAGAGACUGGGCUGAAGGAAUUAACAGCAGGAAUGUUAUCUUGUGGGGUUACUCAAGAUAAAUGCAUUUGCUUCACAGGUAAUUUAGUGACACAGUAAAAGGUGAUAAUAAGUACCAUGAAAAGUGUUAAAAAAUGAAACGAGUAAAUGUAGAAAUAUUAUUUAUUAUAACUGGCAUUGUUAAAAGUGCAAGAAAAUUAGAACAGUAAAUUGAUCUUAUAGCCCUAUGAGCCUACUCUGCCACGCAACAACUUCUGCCUUAAGUCUAUUUACCUUCCUACAGCCAAUGUCCCUUGAUUCCCUGAGAGAUCACAAUUUGUUCAUCUCUGCCUUAAUUCUUAAUACUUUGGAGUAAAGAAUUCCAAAUAUUCAUAACCCUUUGAAUGAAGAAAUCAUCUCAUUCUCUUUAUUGAUCUCCCUUGUUACAUCCCCAAAAAAACUAAAGUUUGUUGAAUACAAUUUUCCUUCUGUAAAAACUUGCCUUGUCUGAGUGCAGUAUGAUUUUGCUAAGUGCUUGGAUAAGACUUGCUUAAAAAGAGAUUUGUAGCAUUUUCCAGUUGAUUUGAGGCCUGGUUUCUCUCUCCCUCCUUGAGUUGUGGAGUUAAAUUGGUAACUGUCAAUCUGCUGGGACUGUUCUAGAAUCUAGAGAUUUUCAGAAACCGGAGCAUUCACUAACUCUGCGGCUACCUCUUUUAGAAUGCCUGCCCGAUGAUGUGGGCAUCCUAUCCCAGAUAUUAGUUGGAUUUUAGUUCCUAAGGAAUGAAGCAGUAUAGCACAGGAAUGGACUGUUUGGCCCACCAAGCCUGCACUGAUUCCUGUUUCUUAUUUAGACAUGCUAAUUAUUGCCAAUGUGCAGUUUCUAUCCCUCUGAUCACCUCCCGUUCAAUUGCUAAAUGUGCCUGCUUUCACCGCCUCCAUUGACAGAACAUUUUAGGAACCCAUCACCCUCUGCGAAAAAUUUUCCCCACAUUUCUCCCCUAAACUUUCCCCCUCUCACCUUAAACAUGUACCCUCUUGUAGUUGACCUUGCCACCCUGGAAAAAAGUCUCUGGCUAUCCACCCUAUCUAUGCCCCUCAAAAUUUUGUAGACCUCUCUCAGGUCUAUCACCCCUCAGCCUCUGUCCUUCCAGUGAAAACAAAGUUAAAAUUUGUCCAAAAUAUUUUUCUCCUGAUGUUACUGACCUUAUGUUCAUCACUUGUCAACCCCUUUGUUCUAUUUAUCAUGUGUAAUUUGUGUCUUCUAAUGUGAAGACAUUUACUAUCUGAAGCCUGACAAAUAUUGAAGUGAUAAGUGUCUUUUUAAACAUUGGUAAAUUUUUGGCCAAUCAUUUGGAGCAUUUCACUUCUCAUAAGUUCAGUCCCAUCAGCCAAAAUGUUAAUCACAGUAAAAUUUAUCAAAGUAAAGGUUUAUCUCAAACAGGCAUGAAGGAAAAAUCAAUUAAAUUAUUACAACUAAAAUGUUCUCAAUACAAACUUUCACAGUAAUUAUGUGCAAAUAAUUUUUCUCAAUUCCUGCUAUAAUUAUGUCACAAAAACAAUUGGCAUUCUUUGUGAAGGUCUAACUGCAAACAUUCAGCAAUCAAGUGCAUAUCAUAGACCAGAGCAUCUGCUGCAGAGUCUCAUUUGAAGCUCUGCACUUCUUCCAGUUUAAUCAUGUUACCAAGAAAAUAAACCUAAAAAAAAUUACAUCAAGAAAAGUAAGAGCUGUGUUUUUAUUAUUGGGAUAAAAGACUAAUCAUGCUGAUCAUAGAAAUUUCAAAUGAUUAUAUAAAUAAAACAAAAAAUGUGUUCUAAAUAAUCCAUGGUAAUAAAUAAUGGCUUUGUUUUGACGAAGAGGUUGUAUAGUUACAACCAUUGUUCUUCUUAAUAUGACUGCGGUGACAACUUAUUCAAAUGUGCUUUGGAAGUUUUUAAUCACAAGAAUCAAAAGCCAAAGUGUCUUAAUUUUAUGCAUGUUAAGUUUAAAAAUUUGAAGACAACUUUGUACAAUUUUAGUGUUAAUUAACUUUUUGUAAGACCUAAAUUAAUUACAGUUGCAGACUGACUUGAGAGAACCAGUCCAAAAGCUUUCUAGUCUUGAUUCAUUCCAAGAUCUACUCCAGGAACAAGUAUGUUCCGUUACAUUUUGACAGAAGAAGUUAGUGUUGAUUUUAAUUGUUAUGAUAACAAAAUUAGAGCAGGUUAUUUAAUGAAUUGCAGAAUUUGUUACAUUUUUCAUUGUAAGAUAAAAGAAAUUUUAUAUUUGAUUAUAAGUAGAAAAUUUUCAGUUGAUCAAAUUCAGGACAUCAGAUUUUGUUUCUGGUUCACUGGACACAUAUGUCUUGUUUUCUUUUAGUUGAUUAAAUUUAUCAUUUUGUCCUCUGUCUUCCCUUCUGUGCACUAAAGCAUUAAAAAUUAUUGCUUAUUAAUCUUGCUUGCCACUACCCCUCUGUGGAUGAUUGGAGACAUUCUGAAUUCUGAUCAGCUCGUCAAUGCAUGGACAGAAUGCAAUCAAUCUUAGAUUAGCUAAAUAGUGCUUGUCCAAUUCUGAAUUUUUUAAAGUAAUGAUCAUACAAAUGACUUCACUACUUACUAUCCCAUAACUUUUUUUUUAAACAUGUGUAGGUUAGGUGCAUUGUCCAUCGGAAGUGCAGGGCUACAGAGAUAGAGUAGGGGGUGGGUCCUCAGAAGGUUGGUGUGGACUUGUUGGGCCAAAUAGCUUGUUUCCACACUGUGGGGACUCUAUAUGCAACAGUUUGUAUGUAUCAACUCCUUUUAGCAAUAGCUUGUCCGUAUCAACCUGCAAGCCUUUUACAUCUUUACUGAUAAUGUGGCAACAGUUUAGCCAUUUGUGUGUAUGCCUAGGAGAAUAUAGUAUCAGUUCCCAGUGAAAUAAUAUCGUACCAGAUGUCCUACCUAACAUAUUCAUGUGAUCUCAAAAACCUGUCAAUAUCGUUUCACUACAAGAACCAUAUGUGACUCCUCAAUAAUUGCUGAUGUCUAAGACAAA
Stegostoma tigrinum is the source of this 4981-nucleotide messenger RNA. Its product is annotated as ras-like protein family member 11A. Gene Ontology annotation, molecular function: GTP binding; GTPase activity. The record is from RefSeq and is a predicted model, not a curated record. The coding region runs from base 173 to 895 and encodes 240 amino acids. NCBI's taxonomy places the organism in Eukaryota, Metazoa, Chordata, Chondrichthyes, Orectolobiformes, Stegostomatidae. The transcript is spliced from 4 exons.